This is a messenger RNA of Ziziphus jujuba (common jujube), 891 nucleotides long. Its product is annotated as UDP-glucose flavonoid 3-O-glucosyltransferase 6-like. The transcript has a single exon. Bases 1 to 891 code for a protein of 296 amino acids. The record is from RefSeq and is a predicted model, not a curated record. NCBI's taxonomy places the organism in Eukaryota, Viridiplantae, Streptophyta, Magnoliopsida, Rosales, Rhamnaceae.
AUGAAGAAAGCAGAGUUGGUGUUCAUCCCCUUCCCGGGGUGGAGCCACAUUGUAAUGACCUUCGAGAUUUCCAAAUUUCUUGUGAAACAAGACGAACGACUUUCCAUUACUGUGGUCCUCACCAAAUCACCUUUUGAUUCCAAGGUUGGAACCUUAAUCGACUCACUUCAUUCUUCCUCCUCCAAGCCAGAUCGUAUUAACUUCGUCCUUCUCCCAGAAAACAACAUCUUAGGUUCAGAGAUCGAGCCGAGUAUCAUCAUGGGCAAGUUCAUGGAGUAUCAGAAACUCCAUGUCAAACAAGCUGUCACCAAACUGAUGCAAUCAAAUGGCGACUCUCCCGGCCCCGUAGCCGGAGUGGUCAUCGACAUGCUCUGCUCGCAGAUUAUGGACGUGGCCGACGAACUUGGGAUUCCUAAGUACUCAUUUUUCCCUUCGUGUGCUGGGUCUCUAGGUGUUUAUCUCCAUCUCCUAACACUCUACGACGAGCUUAACGUAGACGUCGCCAAGUUCAAGAACGACAGGGUUACCGAGUUGCACAUGCCGUGUUUCACCAAUCCGAUACCGGCCGGAGUCUUGCCCGAUGUGAUUUUGGAUAAGGCUGGCGCCGAGUUGAUUCUAGAUCAUGCUAAACGAAUCAGAGAAACCAAAGGUGUUAUCAUGAACACAUUCAUGGAGUUGGAAACUCAGACUAUCCAAACCCUAUCCUGCGACCUCCCGCCCUUGUAUCCAGUGGGACCCAUACUGAACAUGAUAUUGAGGGGUGAUAGCCUGUUGGAAUCAAAAGGGGCCCACAAGAACUCCGACAUAAUCAAUUGGCUUGACGACCAGCCCCCAUUAUCGGUGGUGUUCUUAUGCUUUGGCAGGUGGGAGAGUUUAGUAAAGAACAGCUGA